GUGUGUGUGUGUGUGUGUAUAUGUAUAUAUAAAUAAAUAAUAGAAUAUGAUUAUUAAUUAUUUAUACGUGGUGAUCUAGAAAACUAGAGUUUAAAGAAAUUCUGAACAAAACCCCCCUCCCCACAUCAACAAGAAGGGUCUCACUCUCUUGCUCUCUGUCGCUUCCUAAGUUUGUUUGCCUUAAAAACAUUGUUUUCUGGCUUUGGUUUCUACGAGGCUACAGUAAGCUCCCAAAACCCAAUUCUUUUGCCCUUACGUUUCUUUCUCUUUCUCCGACUCUAUAGCCCUCUUUAUCUCUCUUUUGGGGGUCUGAGGAGUGGUAUGAAACACAACUGUUUGAGCUUGGUCUGAAGCAUUUCGCCGCAUUCUUGCGGUUUCUGGAAUAGCAAUGGCGGAAUAUAUCUGUUUAUUCAACAAGGAUACUCUCAUAAUAAAGCCUCCUAAGAAAUCUCCCCUCUUAUUAAGGAUGGCUGUCUUGGUGUUUUCAAUGGUCUGUAGUGUUUAUAUAUGCUUAGUAUGUCUACGGCAGAUAAAUAACAAAGCCAAGACUAACAGCAUUCGAGUCAUUGAAGGGCCUUUUCAUGAUAAUGAAAUUGAAGUAUCAGAAAUGCUGUAUGAGCAUUACCCAAAUCCCAAAACCUUUAGCAGGGCUGAAUGUGAGGGCAAUCCUGUAAGGUACUUUGCCAUUUUGUCAAUGCAGAGAUCGGGAAGUGGAUGGUUCGAAAGCCUAUUAAACAGUCAUAUAAAUGUAAGCUCUAACGGAGAGAUAUUCUCUGUUAGGUCAAGGAGGGAAAAUUUUUCUACUAUUGUACAGAAUCUAGAUAAAGUUUACAAUUUGGACUGGUUAAGUAGUGCUGCAAAAAAUCAGUGCUCUGCAGCAGUUGGCUUCAAGUGGAUGCUUAAUCAGGGAUUGAUGGAGCACCAUAAAGAAGUACUAGAAUACUUUAAUCGUAGGGGUGUUUUCGCGAUUUUUCUCUUCAGAAGAAAUUUAUUGCGACGAAUGGUUUCAGAUCUUGCAAAUUCCUAUGAUCGACGUGCUAAACUAUUGAAUGGAACCCAUAAAGCACAUGUACAUUCAGCAGAAGAGGCUGAAAAACUUUCAGAGUACAAGCCAGAAAUCAAUUCUACAUCUUUAAUUACCGAUCUGAAGAAUGCAGAGUUGACAGUUGCCAAGGCAUUGGAAUACUUUAAUAGCACCAGCCACAUCAUCCUGUACUAUGAGGAUAUUUUCAAGAACCGAACUAAGCUAAAGGAUGUGCAACAAUUUCUUGGGCUGCCAGAGAAGGAACUAACGAGCCGUCAUGUAAAAAUACACCAAGGAUCACUAAGGGAGCAUAUCAAGAACUGGGAUGAUGUCAAAAAGACGCUGACAGGAACAGCUUUUGAGCAUUUCCUUAACUCAGAUUAUUAGUUGAUUUUGCUUCUAACUACUAGAUUGGUGUAAAUACCAACCUAACUUAUUCUUACCACAGAAAAGCUAACAGAAAAAUUGGGUGUGUUGGAAAAUUUUUGGCUGCUGAAUACUCUCUCAGUCUCAGGUGCGUUUAUCGUCGAAUCACUGCUCUCCAUCAACACUCUGUUGUGUUGAUGGGUCUAUACAGUUUCGUUUUUUUCUUUCUACUGAUGAUGAUAUACAAAAUCUGUAUAUGUCAGCCAAACGAUAUGUUAGUGAGUGCAAAUGUCUAAUGCAAAAGUGGUGGUCACUGUGUCAUCAUGUGUUUUUAAAGCUAUUGUUAAAAUUAACUGAUAUUUGAAGAGAAUGAAUUUCAGGGCAGAUUUUUUGCAGA
This is a messenger RNA of Ziziphus jujuba (common jujube), 1787 nucleotides long. RefSeq lists its product as uncharacterized. Lineage: Eukaryota; Viridiplantae; Streptophyta; Magnoliopsida; Rosales; Rhamnaceae. The coding region runs from base 389 to 1411 and encodes 340 amino acids. The transcript is spliced from 6 exons. The record is from RefSeq and is a predicted model, not a curated record.